Coregonus sp. 'balchen' is the source of this 1881-nucleotide messenger RNA. Lineage: Eukaryota; Metazoa; Chordata; Actinopteri; Salmoniformes; Salmonidae. The record is from the annotation of a GenBank genome assembly.
GAGCUGUACAGCCAGUCAUAUGAUGAGAUUGGGGUGAUGUUCGCCUCCAUCCCCAACUUCUCUGACUUCUACACAGAGGAGAGCAUCAACAAUGGGGGGAUUGAGUGCCUCAGGUUCCUCAACGAAAUCAUCUCCGAUUUUGACAGUGUAAGAAGCUCAUAAAUCCAUAAUUUCGUUUUGUGAAUUGUAACAGUCAUGCAAAUGUUGAAACUAGCUUGCUAUAACAAUGGAAGUACUGUAUGUUAUGACUCCCUAUUCCCCAUGUAUUCCCACUAUAUAGGAAAUAAAGUUGCUGCCUAACACUUUGAGACUUGACCUUUCAAACCGUGACCUUUAACCUCUGACAGCUCCUGGACGAGUCUCAGUUCCGCUGCAUCACCAAGAUCAAAACCAUUGGCAGCACCUACAUGGCAGCGUCAGGGGUCACUCCCGACGUCAGCAACGGCUACGCCUGUCUGAAGGUUAGCUCAUUACCAUGGUCAUCAGCCACUGGGUCUGGGUCAGAGGAGGCUUAAACUAGCCAUGUAAACUCCUAUAGCAUCAGAUAAUCAUGUAAACUCCAAUAGCAUCAGAUAAACUUGUAAACUCCUAUAAUAUGACAUAAUCAUGUGAACUCCUAUAGUUAACAGCAGAUAACUCCUGAAUAACACUAAGCCAUGUAAACUCCUUACCAAAACUCCUGAUGAACUCAGUCUAGAGCAUCUUAUACUGUUUGUGGUAGCAGGUCAGAAAUGUAUUCAAGAGCUUUAGGACUGAUCUUCUACAGAGGAUAUGUUAAUUUUAUGGGUGAUGAUGAUCGUAGCGGUGGUGAUGAUCAAAUUAAUUCACUUAACUUGAUGAAGAUGGUUAAGGUAGAGUGAUCUGUUGUGCAGAAAGAGGAGCUGACUGACAGAGAGCGCUGGCAGCAUUUGGCAGAUCUGGCUGACUUUGCUCUGGCCAUGAAGGUCACGCUCAUGAACAUCAACUACCAGUCCUUCAACAACUUUAUGCUACGCAUAGGUCAGUGCUAACCUUCAGCCAUAUAUUUUAAGGUGAGAGGAGAAUGGAGAGCGUAUCCUAGUUUUGUACUGCAUGCAUAUCAUAUAUCCCAUACUUCCUCCUCUCCUCAGGUUUGAAUAAAGGGGGGGUGCUGGCUGGAGUUAUUGGAGCCCGGAAGCCUCACUAUGACAUCUGGGGCAACACUGUGAAUGUGGCCAGUCGCAUGGAGUCCACAGGGGUCAUGGGUAACGUCCAGGUAAGGCCUCUCCAUACAGGGUGCGAUGAGAUGCAGGAUGUGAUAAGUAGUGAGGUGAAAAUCCGUUAUAGCUGUAGCGCUGGCCUGUAAGAUCGUUGAUGUACCUGAUUUCUGGUGAGGACUGAGCAGGAGCACUUGAUAGCCUACAAUGAGUGAUAGUGGCAUUGCAGUCACCUGCAAGAUCUCAAAACCAGAUAUAGCAAACUGAUACCCGACCGUGCAGUCAAUGAUGUGGCAUGCAACCAUUGGUUGACUGCAAUGUAGUUACCCUGGAAUGCAGGCAUUUUCUCCCAGAUGGCUAUAAUAACACAAGAAUAAUCUUACUUUGUUUGAUUACUAUUUAGAUUGUGGGGUUUUACAUCAGGGAAUAGCUUUAAGUGGAUUACCAAAUCUGGGCAGAAAACACAUAAGUGUGCAUGCUGAGAUUAAUCACCUAAAAUUCAAUGUGAUUCUGCUGCCACCAGGUGGUGGAAGAUUGCUACCACAUCUUGAAGGAGUACGGAUUCCGUUUUGUGAGGAGGGGACCCAUCUUUGUGAAGGGGAAAGGAGAGCUGCUCACCUACUUUCUGAAGGGUCGAGAAAAACAGGGCUCCUUCAUCAACGGCUCCUCGGUCACCCUGCCACACCAAGUGGUGGACAACUCCUGA